GUCUGAAUGUGUCAUUAUUCAUUUAUGUUGAACAGAGAUCCUCUAAGUUCAGCACUACAAAUGUAAAUGUAAAGACAAAGUCCUAUUUAUCUUUUACGUUAGUAUAAAAGAAGAUUUUUCUUUGUUUUAUAUUACGAUCCUCCUAUAUUAACUCCUCUCAUGACAGAGACACUUAUUGUCCCAGCAGUCAUCCUGUUUUCAGGAUUAAAAUGUUAUGAAACAACUUUAAUAUCAUGAAAAUGAAAAAGUUUUAUUUCCAGUCCUCAAACAGUUGAAGAGCAUAUGUUGCAGCUAUGAAGACAGCGGACACCAGGGCUUGAGUCUUCAAUGACGCUGACUUUAUUCUUUACCAAAAACAAUUACAGUCACCAAGCACAUUAACUUGUCCAGGUCACCAAAGCGAGACCUCGCCGCUGCUUCUCCGGUCUUUUUCGCGCCGAGCCGCGUAACCAUGGCAACCCGAGCAAAAACACCUCUUCUUCGUCGGUUCUCUCCGACCCGUGCUCUCUGGUGCAACCUGGUGGCUAAAACAGAGAACUGCACGCAACCAUGUACAGCAUUCAACACAUCAGAUAAACAUGUCACUUCACCUCUUCCCUGCAGAACAUGAAAUUAACAGUUGUAAACAAAGAAAUUAUGGUGUCCCCCUUUUAACCAUAACAGUGAAUCGUCACACAUAGAAACACACUGAAGUGUGUUUGAUCGUGUUUUGAUUCUUUAAACAGCUAAAAACAUCAGAAACAGUCACAACAGUUUGAUGUUUCUCGUGUAACUGGAGUUCUUUAACUUUCACCAGGUGAAGAUUUAAAUCAGAUCAAACUGGCUCCACCUGCAGCUGCAGCAGGAAGAUGCUGCUUCAGUCACAGUUACAGUCAAAUAACUGGACCAGAACACAAACUUACCUGGUCCUAAUCAAUAACACUGGAUCAGAGGACUGAUCUGCUGCAGUGUGAAGCUGGAGGAGUUAUUUCUGUCCUCUCAUGACUGCAGCAGUAAACACUGUGACUGUAUCAAGUUCAUUGACUAUAAAUAACUAUAACAGCUGAAACUCUGAGGAAGAAGUUCUGUGAGGUUCGUCCUCCACCUUCAUCUUCACCAUGAGAACAUCUGUGGAUCUUUGUUUCUGUCUGCUGGUUCUGUGUGGACUAACUUCUGUACUGUACGGUGUCGAAGUGUUCGUGGAAGAAGACAGUGAUGCUGUUUUACCCUGUUUGAUCAGCACAGAGGACCUCACAGGAAAGAUCUUUGACUGGAAGAAAGAUGGUCAGAAGGAGGUGUUCAUAUAUCGUUCAGGCCUUCAUUCCAAUAACGGCUUCCCAGGUCAAGAUGAGCAGUUCAAAGGUCGAGUCUCACAUUUUCAAGAUCAGCUGAAGAACGGCAACGCCUCCAUAAAGAUCCAGAAUACAAAGAUGGCCGACAGCGGGAGCUACAGAUGUUUGUUUCCACUUCUUGAACCGAGACAAACCUUCUACAUUGAGCUUGUUGUUGGACGGAGCCUGACGGACCAAUCAGCAGAAACCACAGAGAACCCGUCCACCAAAGCGGUCGCUGGAUUGUUGUUUGGAGGAAUCAUUAUAGGAGCUUUUGUUCUCGCUGCAGUUCAGGCUCUGCUUGUAGCUACAAAGCGCAUCACAGUCACCUGUAAUCAAGCCACGACUCCACAUGACAUGAAGCAGGAUCAUGACUGCAGAGCGUCAGAGGACCGAGCUGAUACUGAGCCGACACCGAGCAGUUUUCGUGAGUGGAUAAUGAUUUCUUGUGAUGAUCUGCAGAUACGAUCCACGACUCCACAUGACAUGAAGCAGGAUCAUGACUGCAGAGCGUCAGAGGACCGAGCUGAUACUGAGCUGACAGAGAGAAAUGGUCGUGACCCAGGAGAUGAAGAAGGUCCACUUGGCUGCAACGUUUCCUAGAAAUGUGAAACGUCUUCAAGAAACUGAAACAAGUCCACUUGCCUACAACACAACAGUCAGGACACCAGCGUGACAUCUGUGUUAAUUUCUCAGGAUUAUUGAGGAUCUUGAUGAAAACACAUCAGGUGUAUUUAUGCAGCUGGUAUCUGUGAGUGAGGACAGAUGAAGGAGACUGUUGAGCCUCGGUGGAGGAACACACUCUCACACAGAUAAAACUAGAACUGAUAAGAAAUGCUUUGACUUCAAAGUACCUUGUUUCAUUUCCCAACUGAUUAUAUUCAGAAUAAUAGCUGAUUUUCUAACUUGAUGCUCCUUUUGGAGUUGUUAUAGUCCAACACAAAUCAUCACUGUUUGUAUAUAUGUGUAUAUAUUUGUGUAUUCUUGCAGAAAUAAUGUGUUGCACUGUAGAUGUAAAAUAAGAAGUUAUAGUUUAACUUCCAGCUGCAGCUGUAACACGAGCUGCAACGUGAAAAUGUUCCUGAAUGAAGCUGCAUGUAUGUGAACAGCGAAAAUCUCUGGUGGUGCUUUAAAAGUCAAUCAGUCAUUUACUGUCAGUACAGGAGGAUUUUGGUUUAUUUUAUUUCGAAGUUGUUGUGUUUUUAUUAUUUGUGUUG
Molecule: messenger RNA, 2527 nt
Organism: Acanthopagrus latus (yellowfin seabream)
Lineage: Eukaryota; Metazoa; Chordata; Actinopteri; Spariformes; Sparidae
Exons: 8
Coding region: 1098-1913 (271 amino acids)
Biological process (GO): T cell costimulation; positive regulation of T cell proliferation; cellular response to lipopolysaccharide
Cellular component (GO): external side of plasma membrane
Source: RefSeq, a predicted model, not a curated record